CAGAUGAUUUUUCUUGUGAUUGGCGCGCACUCCCUGACGAGACGGAGGCGAGGAGACACACGAAUCCUUCUAAAUCCCCGAAAGUCAAGGAAAUAGUUGGUGAAAAUGGUUCAGCAGACGGAGAAAAUGUGGUCCAAGAUGUACGUCUUGAAGAGAGAUGGACGUCAAGAACCUGUUAUGUUCGACAAAAUCACUUCUCGAAUUCAGAAGCUCUGCUAUGGACUCAACAUGGACUUCAUUGAUCCUCCUGCAAUCACCCUUAAAGUGAUCAAUGGGCUGUAUUCUGGUGUGACAACUGUAGAAUUGGAUAACCUUGCUGCUGAAACUGCUGCAACAAUGACAACAAAGCACCCUGAUUAUGCUGUGCUUGCUGCCAGGAUUGCGGUGUCAAACCUCCACAAAGAAACCAAGAAGAGUUUCAGUGAGGUAAUGGAAGAUCUCUAUAACAUGGUUGAUAAUAAGACUGGAAAUAAGAUGCCCAUGCUUGGCGAACACUACUACAAGAUCAUCAUGGAGCAUGCAGAUAAACUCAAUUCUGCUAUUAUCUAUGACCGUGACUUUUCUUACAAUUAUUUUGGCUUCAAGACUCUGGAGCGUUCUUAUUUGCUCAAGAUCAAUGGCAAAGUGGCAGAGCGACCCCAACAGAUGUUGAUGAGGGUUGCAGUGGGCAUCCAUGGUGAGGAUAUUGAUGCUGCUAUUGAGACUUACAACCUAUUGUCUGAGAAGUGGUUCACACAUGCCUCACCCACUCUUUUCAAUGCUGCUACAAGAAGGCCACAGUUAUCUAGCUGCUUCCUACUAACGAUGAAGGACGACAGUAUUGAGGGCAUUUAUGACACACUUAAGCAGUGUGCUCUGAUCUCCAAGUCUGCUGGAGGCAUUGGGCUGAACGUGCACUGCAUCAGGUCCAUGGGAAGCUAUAUUGCAGGAACCAAUGGAACUUCUAAUGGUCUUGUGCCCAUGUUGAGGGUGUACAAUAACACAGCUCGUUAUGUUGACCAGGGUGGAAACAAGAGGCCAGGUGCAUUUGCCAUCUACUUGGAGCCAUGGCACCCAGAUAUCUUCGAUUUCCUUGAUCUUCGCAAAAAUACUGGAAAGGAUGAACAAAGAGCAAGGGAUCUCUUCUAUGCUUUGUGGAUUCCUGAUCUGUUCAUGCAGCAAGUGGAAGCCAAUGGCGACUGGUACCUGAUGUGCCCUCAUGAAUGCCCAGGACUUCAUGAUACCUGGGGUGAGGAAUUUGAGAAACUCUACCACAAGUAUAUCGAAGAAGGUCGUUACCGUCGCAAAGUGAAGGCACAACAGUUGUGGUAUGCAGUUAUUGAAUCACAGGUGGAGACUGGUACACCAUACAUGUUAUAUAAGGAUGCCUGCAAUAGAAAGAGUAACCAACAGAACCUUGGUACCAUCAAGUGUUCUAACCUCUGUACCGAGAUAGUAGAAUAUUCCUCACCAGAUGAGGUUGCUGUGUGCAAUUUAGCAUCAAUUGCUCUCAACAUGUAUGUCAACCCAGACAAAACCUACAACUUUGUCAAGCUAAAGGAGGUUACAAAGGUCAUUACAAGAAAUCUGAACAAGA
Penaeus monodon (black tiger shrimp) is the source of this 1576-nucleotide messenger RNA. RefSeq names its product ribonucleoside-diphosphate reductase large subunit-like (gene RnrL). Gene Ontology annotation, molecular function: ATP binding; ribonucleoside-diphosphate reductase activity, thioredoxin disulfide as acceptor. The record is from RefSeq and is a predicted model, not a curated record. Gene Ontology annotation, cellular component: ribonucleoside-diphosphate reductase complex. Gene Ontology annotation, biological process: deoxyribonucleotide biosynthetic process; DNA replication. Lineage: Eukaryota; Metazoa; Arthropoda; Malacostraca; Decapoda; Penaeidae.